GUCUGCUUCCCGCGGCCAGACUCAGAGUGCAGGGAGGUCACGUACGCGAGCCGCUGCCUACCAUGGGCGUCCCGGGAAUGCUGACGCCGCCGCUGCUGCUGCUGCUGCUGCUGCUGGUUCAAGCCUGCAUUCCAGCCGCCUGGGGCCUGCGGUGCAUGCGGUGCGAGAGGACCGGGCAUUGCCAGGUGCAAGAGUGCCCGCCCGGCCAGGAUCUCUGCAGGACCACGAUCCUGAGCAUAUGGCAAGAAGGGGAAGAGCUGGAGGUGGUGGAGACAGACUGUGCCCAUCCCGAGAAGACCAAUAGGACCAUGAGCUAUCGGAUAGGCAUGCAGAUCAUCACCCUGACAGAGGCCGUGUGUGGGUUUGAUUUGUGCAACCGGCCCAACCCUGGUGAGUACGACAACCCUUGCCAUGCCCAACCCCAAACUCUCUCCAACUUAACCCCAUACUUUUAUCUGUUGGUGGGAACGGAAUCAGAUGCUCAUUUUCAAGGAAGUGAUGCGAGAGAUGACGCCAGCGUCCUCUGUGGGCCCUGUACUGAAGGGUGGAGCAGAGAGAAUAGACAGGCGGCUGCUGGGUGGGCCAAGCCAGGCUCAGGGCCUUCAUCAACCAUCUGCCCUCUCCCCUGCCCCACAGGGAGCCCCGGAGAUGAGCGCCACUCCCGAGGCUGCGGCAACCUCCCCGGCUGCCCAGGCCCCACCGGCUUUCACAACAACCACACCUUCCACUUCCUGCGGUGCUGCAACACCACCAAAUGCAAUGGGGGCCCAGUCACGGAGCUUGAAAAGCUGCCGCUGAAUGGCCUCCAGUGCUACAGCUGUCAGGGGAACGGCACCCACGGAUGUUCCUCCGAGGAGGCCUCCCUCACCGCCUGCCGAGGCCCCAUGAACCAGUGUCUGGAGGCCACAGGCACUAAUGGGCUGGGGCACCUGAGCUACACGAUACGAGGCUGUGCGACGGCCUCCUGGUGCCAAGGCCUCCAUGUGGCUGAAGGCUUCAAAUUGACGGAUCCCAAUGUCUCCUGCUGCACUGGAAACGGCUGUAAUCACCCCAACCGAGACGCCCAGUCCCGCCGGGGGGUGCCCCCCGUCCCGACCCAGCCCACCUCAGCCUCACCAUCACUCUGCUUGUGACUGCACGCCUUUGGGGAGGCACUCUCCUCUGGACCUGACCCCCACACUCUCCCUGCCCUGGCUGGAUCCAGGGGACCCCUCCGCCCUCCCCGCAGCUCCCAGGCCUGCUGCCUCGCUGUGUGACUUCCGGCCAGUGUGCUGCCUCCUCUGGGCCUCAGUGUUCCCAGCUGUGAAAACACCUGACUCACAGAAUUAUGAGAAACGGAGGAGAAAAGCUAGAGAAAGGCUGCAGGCCAGCAGGAGUUCUUGUGAUUACUAAUAUUGUUGCCCCCAUUGUUGUUAUUAUUAAUUAAUAUUUGUUUUAUUUAAUAUUUUAUACUUUAUAUAAAGAUUUUUAUACCAAUGAA
Molecule: messenger RNA, 1480 nt
Organism: Myotis davidii
Lineage: Eukaryota; Metazoa; Chordata; Mammalia; Chiroptera; Vespertilionidae
Gene: PLAUR
Product: plasminogen activator, urokinase receptor
Cellular component (GO): plasma membrane
Source: RefSeq, a predicted model, not a curated record